GCAACUGCACCACUUUGGAACAUCCCUUCAUUUGCGGACACUAUUCAUGUCCAGCGUCCGACAACCAUGGAGCACUCUGCAGCCAUUCUCGAGGAUGCUGGCAAGACAGUCGACAAUGCCGCGGGCAACACUUCCAAGGAUGACCGCAAGCCUAGUGAGAGCUCCAGCGAGCAUCGCGAGAACAAGAGAUCAGACAACAGACGCGAGGACAGGAAGCGCAAGGGCAAUUGGAACGACAGCAGCGUCAGACAUGGAAAGAAGGGCAAGUUUGAUGACAGUCGCCGAAAUAAGAAAGGAGAUAUGGGACGGACAGAUUAUUUUGCGUCCAACCCAGACAAGCGACAGAAAAACGAAGAUGCCCAGAAGAAGCGACAGCGCGAAGGUAUCAAAGGCCAAGGCAUUGAAUUUUCCAAAGAAGAGAUCGAGGCAGAGAAAGCCGAGGGCAGGAAGCCCAAGCGAAAAGUCGCUGUAUUAAUCGGCUACUCAGGAACAGGCUACAAGGGCAUGCAAAUCUCAGGCACUGAGCGCACCAUUGAAGGCGACCUCUUCCAGGCCUUCAUCAGAGCUGGCGCAAUUAGCAAAGCGAAUGCUGAGGAUCCCAAGAAAAGUGGGCUUGUCCGAUGCGCACGAACAGACAAAGGCGUGCAUGCGGCUGGAAACAUGGUCAGUUUGAAGUUGAUCGUGGAAGACAACGACAUUGUUCAGAAGAUCAACGCGGAGCUGAGUCCUCAAAUUCGAGUAUGGGGCAUUGAGCGAACCAUUGGAAGCUUCUCAUGUUACCAAGCAUGCGAUAGCAGAUGGUACGAGUAUCUGAUGCCAUCAUAUGCGUUCUUGCCCCCGCACACGAGUAGCUGGCUAGCGAAGCAGCUGGAGUCAGCAGCAGACGAAGUCGGAGAUCGCGAGGCAUACGAGGCGCGGCAAGAAGAGGUCAAAGGGUUCUGGGAGAAAAUCGACGAGGAAGACAUAAAACCGAUUCUGGAGACUAUCGACGAGGACAUCAGGUGGGAUGUGAUCAAAGCGCUCCAAGGCGAAGAAGAAGCAAACGCGAAAAGUGCAGAAGCAGGAGCAGAAGCGGAGCCUAUUGUCAAAGCUGGGAGUACAAUUAAUACUGCUUCCGAAGUGGCGAAAGAGAAGACCGAAGACGCCGCGAUCAUCAUCAAUGAGGCGGCGGUCAGACCCGAGUCAGCGACUGCGGCGACAGAAAGCACCUCCGAAACCCACCCUGAAAGUUCCUCUUCUGUGCCUGCGGAGAUGAAGCAGGAUGGAAUCACGACAGACGAAGCCGAAGUUAUCGCCGCGGCAGACGAUGCAGCAACGAUCAAGGCAGACCCUACACGACCGGCCGACCCUGCUCCGGAAAUUCCCGUGCCAUCAGAACCCACGGAUGCAGAGAUGGAGCGACUGCUUCGCCUACGAGCUGCAACUAAGACUCUGCGCACUGCAUACGUUGCUGCCAAGCGCAAGUAUCGCAUCCCCGCAAAGCGAAUCGAGCGCAUCCAGAACGCACUCAACAAAUACGUUGGGACCAAGAAUUACCACAACUACACGAUUCAAAAGACGUUCAAGGACCCCAGCGUGAAACGCCACAUCAAGUCCUUCAAAGUCAACCCCAAACCCAUCCUGAUCGGCGAAGGUCCCGAAGAAGAAAAGACCGAAUGGCUCAGUCUCAAGGUCCACGGUCAAAGCUUCAUGAUGCACCAAAUCCGCAAAAUGGUCGGCAUGGUCACGCUCCUUGUCCGCGCAGGCGCGGACCUCAAAACGAUGGACGCAUCUUUCACCGCAGCUCGAUUCUCCAUACCCAAAGUCCCUGGUCUCGGCCUCUUGCUUGAACGUCCUGUUUUUGAUACGUACAACAAUCUCCAAGCGUCGAAGCACGGACGCGAGAAUCUCGAUUUCAACAAAUAUGAGAAGGAGCUCGAGGCGUUCAAGGAGAGGGAGAUUUAUCAACGGAUCUUCAGAGAGGAAGAAGAGAAGAAUGAGUUUAGUCGGUUCUUCAACCAUGUGGAUAAUUUCAAGGAGGCUCACUUCUUGUUUGUGACGAGCAAAGGCGUCGAUGCAAUCAAGGGCAUCGAGAGGAAAGCACCGAAGGAUGCUGAGAGCGAUACCGAGAGAGGUGGGGCGGACAAUUGAUAGAUGAAAGCCUCAACUCUACGAGUCGUAGUCUAAUGCGAAAGCGAGAC
Messenger RNA from Cercospora beticola, 2180 nucleotides. RefSeq lists its product as uncharacterized. Lineage: Eukaryota; Fungi; Ascomycota; Dothideomycetes; Mycosphaerellales; Mycosphaerellaceae. The record is from RefSeq and is a predicted model, not a curated record. Gene Ontology annotation, cellular component: nucleus. Gene Ontology annotation, biological process: mRNA pseudouridine synthesis; tRNA pseudouridine synthesis. Gene Ontology annotation, molecular function: RNA binding; pseudouridine synthase activity.